AUGAGUGAUGACAAGGACUUCAAUGAUUUGUGUUUUGCCUGUCGAGUCAAUCAAGUUGAUAAGUUUGAUUAUACUCCAUUAUACUUGGCUAGUCUUUGUGGACAUGAGGAAAUUGUAAGGAUGUUGCUUCAAAGAGGUGCUAUUUGUGAUAUUGAUAAAAGAGAAUCAAUUCGUGCAGUUUAUGGGGCAUUAACUGAUCAAAUUAGAAAUUUAUUAAUUUCUUAUGAUAUUUCUAAAAAAGUUGAUACAAAUUUACCAUUUGCCUCACAUUUCCGUUCCUUGUUGAAUGGUACCUCGUUAUUAACUGAAGAUAUUGCAUUUGAAUUAUCUGAUGAUUCCAAGUUAAGACUUCAUAGAUUUUUAUUAAGUACAAGGAGUAAAUAUUUCCGUGAAAAAUUAAUAAAUUCAUGGUCUACAAAAGAUUUAAUUAAAUUAACUGAUCAUUCAGAUAUUAAUGCUUUCUCAAUAGUGGUGGAUUAUUUAUAUUUACAUCAUAAUCCUUCAAAAUUUGACAAGAUUGAUUAUAAUUUAUUAUUAUCAUAUGGUAAAAAAAUUAAAUUAAAUGAAUUCAUUAAAAUAAUUGAAGAUCUUAUAAAAGCUGGUGAUGAUUCUAAAGCUAAGGCAAAAUUAAUGAAUGAAUUCCAAAUUAGAAUGUUUGAAAGUGCAAGAGAUGAUUUCCAAAAAUUAGUUGAAGAUGAAAUUAUUAAUAAAAAAAUUAUAUCAAAUAAAGAAGCAUUGACAGAUGAUCAAAUUGAAACAUUCCAGAAAUCUGUUGGGUUCCCAGAUAUUAUAUUAUCAGUUCAUGAAGAGAAUGAUGAAGAUGAUGAAGAGAAUGAUGAUAAAUACAUAUUUUAUCCCGUACAUCGUGCAAUCUUAAUUCGUGAUGAUUAUUUUAAAGUUAUGUUUUCAUCACAAUUUCAUGAAUCAACAAUUUAUGAAUUAAACACCACUCAUCAAAUCAUUGAUAGAUCAACAACAAUUCCUACAAUUCAUUUACCCGUGUCAUCAUCAGAAGUUGCUGAAAUUAUAAUUCGAUUUUUUUAUUAUGAUCAUUCAGAAAUCCCAUUAAAUUAUGCAAUUGAUGUUCUUUUCGCUGGUGAUUUAUUAUUAAAUGAACGAUUGAAAACAAUGGCUGCUGUUACAUUAACAACAUCUGAUUCAUUACCUGAUGGUUAUGAUCUUUAUGAUAUUUUGAGAGCAGGUUGGGAAACUAGAGUUGAUAGAUUAGAACAUUAUGUUGCUAAAACAAUUGCAAAUAAUUUGGAAAAUUAUUUAAAAGAUUCUGAAUUUGCAAAUAUUGUUUUGGAAGUAUGUGAAAAAAAUGAAUUUGUUGAAACAUUACCAGGUUAUAAAUCUUAUCAAAAAGAUCUUGAUGAAAUUGAAGAUUUAUUACAAGAUUUACAAUUAGAAGCAUAG
This is a messenger RNA of Hansenula ciferrii, 1416 nucleotides long. RefSeq lists its product as uncharacterized. The transcript is spliced from 3 exons. Gene Ontology annotation, molecular function: protein binding. Gene Ontology annotation, cellular component: ubiquitin ligase complex; cytoplasm. Lineage: Eukaryota; Fungi; Ascomycota; Saccharomycetes; Phaffomycetales; Wickerhamomycetaceae. The coding region runs from base 1 to 1416 and encodes 471 amino acids. The record is from RefSeq and is a predicted model, not a curated record.